CCAUCAGAUAGUGACUCUUCGCGAAAAUCUACUUACCACCUCCUCUUCUUUCAUACCUCCACGGCUCCAUCCUAUAUAAGUACACAUUAUCUACUACUCUAAAAAACAAAUUGGGAGAAAAUCAACCAAAAUUAUGACAGGAUUAUUAAUUGCAAUUGGAAUAGUUUUAUGUGUAAUUCUAACAUGGGUAUGGAAAAUUCUGAAUUGGGUUUGGUUGAGACCAAAAAAACUAGAGAAGCAGCUCAGAAAACAGGGAUUAAAAGGCACUUCAUACAAAUGGUUAGUUGGUGAUAUGAAGGAAACUUUCAGGAUGCGUGGUGAAGCUAGAGAAAAGCCCAUUCCUUUUACUAAUGAUUACUACUCUCGUGUCUUGCCUUUCCUUGAUCAACAUGUCAACAAAUACGGUGAAAAUUGUUGGACAUGGUUCGGACCUGUACCGGCUAUAAAUAUCGCGGAACCUGAGCUAAUAAGGGAAGCUUUCACUAGGAUGAACGAGUUUCAGAAGACGAGAUUGAACCCACUUAUUGGGUUGCUUGUCCCUGGACUUGUAGGCUAUGAAGGUGAGAAAUGGGCAAAACAUAGGAAGCUGGUCAAUCCUGCUUUUCAUAUGGAAAAGCUAAAGCUUAUGAUCCCAGCAUUUGGGGACAGUGUUACUGAAGUUAUCAACAAAUGGGAAAAGAUAGUACCGGAAUCAGGUUCCUCUGAAAUAGACGUGUGGCCAUACCUUAUGAGCCUAUCUGCAGAUGUCAUCUCUCGUGCUGCAUUUGGCAGUAGCUACGAGGAGGGGAAAAGGAUUUUUGAACUUCUGAAGGAACAGACUCAAAUUACUCUGCGCCUUUUCCAAUCAGUUUAUAUCCCUGGAUGGAGGUAUGUGCCAACAAAAACCAACAGGAAGAUGAAAGAAAUAAACUCUCAGAUACAAAAUCUAUUGACGGGAAUAAUCAACAAGAGAAAGAAAGCAAUGGAAGCUGGAGAAGUUGCCAAGGAUGACUUGUUGGGGAUAUUGAUGGACUCCAACUUCAAAGCGUCACAAAAUGUUGGGAGUCAUAAGCAACUGCUUGCCAUGAGUUUCCAGGAUAUGAUUGAUGAGUGUAAGCUGUUCUACUUUGCGGGGCAAGAGACCACCUCAACCUUGCUAGUGUGGACAAUGAUUUUGUUGAGCAAGCACCAAGACUGGCAAACACGAGCACGAGAAGAAGUCCUGGCAACAUUUGGAAAUAAUCAACCAGACUUUGAUGGGCUUAACCAUUUAAAGACAGUGGCAAUGAUAAUAUACGAGGUGUUGAGAUUGUACCCUGCCGUGGUUUCAGCCUCCCGUAUGGUACAUAAUCGUGAAACUAAACUUGGAAACUUGUUGGUCCCUCGUGGUGCUAUGGUUAGUUUGUCGAUACUCCAUGUGCAUCAGGACCCUAGACUUUGGGGUGAUGAUGCGAAAGAAUUCAAACCGGAGAGAUUUUCGGAAGGAAUUGCAAAGGCAACCAAGGGAAAUAUUUCCUUCUUUCCGUUUGGUUGGGGUCCGAGGAUCUGUAUUGGCCAAAAUUUUGCAAUUGCUGAGGCUAAAAUGGCAUUGUCCAUGAUUUUGCAGCGCUUUUCCUUUGAGUUGUCACCGUCCUAUACUCAUGCCCCUACUACUGUCAUCACUCUUCAACCCCAAUACGGUGCUCAUCUCAUUUUACAACGGGUUAAAGGAAGUGAGUAAUUUGUUACAGGAGUUCUGGUAAAGCAUAGAUAUUUAGGUUUAUGAUCAUGUAUAUGCUGUGGUCGUAAUAUAGUUGUCAUAUUUCUAGUUCGAGUGUUAUUAUAGUAAACAUGUAUUUCAAGAAUUUCAAGGAUUUUCUAUAGUAUACGUGUAAAAAAGAGUUGUAUAUAACACUUCUGAAAAUUUAGAAUUGUUUUGUGUUUAGAACAUCAGGGCUGGUCCUGACAUUUUGUGAGCCCCAAGUACAAUUAGAGAUGAUGAAGGCCCUUUAACAUAAAUAUACAUUUAAUAAUUAAUAAUAGUAAAGCAGCUGCAUCGUGUAGCCGUUUUCUCGUUA
Beta vulgaris subsp. vulgaris (sugar beet) is the source of this 2036-nucleotide messenger RNA. Its product is annotated as cytochrome P450 72A397. NCBI's taxonomy places the organism in Eukaryota, Viridiplantae, Streptophyta, Magnoliopsida, Caryophyllales, Amaranthaceae. Gene Ontology annotation, molecular function: monooxygenase activity; iron ion binding; oxidoreductase activity, acting on paired donors, with incorporation or reduction of molecular oxygen. The transcript is spliced from 5 exons. Bases 134 to 1699 code for a protein of 521 amino acids. The record is from RefSeq and is a predicted model, not a curated record.